This is a messenger RNA of Trichoderma harzianum CBS 226.95, 960 nucleotides long. RefSeq lists its product as hypothetical. The record is from RefSeq and is a predicted model, not a curated record. Bases 1 to 960 code for a protein of 319 amino acids. NCBI's taxonomy places the organism in Eukaryota, Fungi, Ascomycota, Sordariomycetes, Hypocreales, Hypocreaceae. The transcript is spliced from 3 exons.
AUGGUUAAAGUUGCCGUAGCAGGCGGCACUGGUGGCCUUGGGCGAACCAUUGUGGAGGCGCUCGCAAACUCCGACCACGAGACCGUCGUUUUGACACGAGAGCACAACAUACAUCGCACGACUAUUGCUGGAGUAACCCUGGUAGCCGUCGACUACACUAAUGUAGAGGCUAUCGUUCGGACACUUAACGAUCACCAAAUCCACACGGUGAUCUCAUCCAUGGUAAUCAAAAGCUUAGAGCAAUCCGAAGCUCAAAUAAACCUUAUUCGCGCAGCCGAAGCUGCACCGUCUGUAAAGAGGUUUACCCCCAGUGAAUUCGGUACCCCCCGACUUGAAGCAUCGACCAAAACAGGUGCUGCCGUCUCAAUCAGUUACAAAGAUGCCGCAAUCGCAGAGCUGGAGAAAUCUCACCUCGAGUAUACUCUCUUCUCUCAUGGCGUGUUCAUGGAUUACUAUGGGAUGCCCAAAUGCCAAUCCUAUAUGACACCCUGGGUAUUCGCCAUCGACAUCGCUCACAAAAUGGCGGGUAUCCCAGGGUCCGGCAAUGUACCUGCUGUCUAUACAUAUUCUGGAGAUGUAGCCAAGUUUGUCGUGGCUGCCAUAGGCCUUCCCGAUGGAACAUGGCAUAAGCAUAGUACGAUGAUUGGUGAUCGCCGAACUUUGAACGAGGUCCUUGGUACAGCAGAAUCUAUUCGUGGAAGCUUUAAAGUGCAAUAUGACACCAUGCAGAAACUUCAGCAAGGGGAGAUAACCGAAUUACCGUCCCAUGUGCGCUUGUAUUCGCAAACUGCGAAAGAGUUACUCCAGCAGCGUUUCGCUGGAUUCGGUAUCGGCAUGGAGACCGGGGCGUUCGACUUCAACGUUCCAGCAAAUGGCGUAUUGUUAAAUGACCUUUUUCCAGACAUUCACGUGAAGUCUGUGGAAGACAUCAUUACAGAAGGCUGGGCUGAAAAUGCCUAA